CUUUAAUAACAGGUAAUUUGCCCCAGUGCUGUAUCAGGAAAUGGACUGGAACCAGUUUGACUUGAACCCUAAAGUAAUUGCUGCCCUUAAGAAAGCUGACAUAAAAUCAGUCAAAGAGAUUUUAAAUCUCUCUGGUGCAGACUUGCAAAGGCUGACGAAAUUGUCCAGUGCGGAUAUACAGUGCUUACUGAAAACAGUCUCUUACACACUGAGGAGAAACAGUAUGCUUACAGCACUUCAGCUCUACCAAGAUAAAGAUCAUCUCACCUCUCAACACCAGAAGCUAAGCCUAGGAUGUUCAGUGCUAGAUUCUUUGUUAAAAGGUGGCAUUCCUUUAGUUGGAAUCACAGAACUUGCCGGGGAAAGUUCUGCUGGGAAGACUCAGAUUAGUUUACAACUGUGCCUUUGUGUGCAGUAUCCAUAUAAAUAUGGUGGACUGGAGUCUGGAGCUGUCUACAUUUGUACAGAAGAUGCAUUCCCAAGUAAACGUUUGCAGCAGCUCAUAGACCAACAACACAAGCUGCGUGCAGAUGUCCCAGCUGAAAUCAUACAGAAGAUCAAAUUUGGAAACAGUAUUUUUGUGGAGCAUGCAGCAGACCUGGAUGCCUUUCACAACUGCAUCACUAAAAGGAUCUCGCUGCUGCUCACGAGAGGCAUGGUGCGGCUGGUGGUCAUCGACUCUAUCGCUGCCUUGUUUCGAUGCGAGUUCGGCGUCUCGGAUUCUGUUACGAAGGCUCGCUAUCUGCAGACGUUUGGAGCACAGCUUCACAGCUUAAGCACUAAGUUCAGGACUCCAAUAAUGUGCAUUAAUCAGGUGACGGAUGCAGUGAGCGAGUCAGAAGCUGCUCUGUGUGGUUGCAGUCUAGUGGAUAACAGAGUCAUUCCAGCACUUGGAAUAAGCUGGGCAAAUCAACUGCUCAUGAGACUGAUGGUCAGCCGAGUGUUACAGCCUGAACAAUCAUCUGGAGCUGCAUCUCACCACGCUGGAAGUGUGAGGACUUUAAGAGUAGUUUUCGCUCCCCAUCUCCCUUUGUCCUUUUGCUACUACACAGUAAAAUUGGAAGGUGUAAAAGGAAUAAAAUAAUUCCUUUACAUAUUGAAGCAUCUUCAUCCAAAAAAUUGUACCAAAACUACCUUGCUUCAGGAAGAAUGACCAGUAAAGGCAAAUCCUUCUGAGCACAGAGAGACAGACAAAGAAGUGGUGAUAUGACCACAUUAAGCCUUGUCUACAUUGUGAAAGAUCUUUUUAUACUUGUUUGUCUGGUCACCAGCUUGUCCUCACAAUGGGAGUCUUCUGAAGGAGAGUGAAGCUGUGGGCAGGGGGAGGCUGCACAACAAAGUGUGAUGUGGCAAUCCCCAUGUUAAGGGAGGCUUGAUUGCUGAUUUCGUUUCAGAGCAUGCUACUCGAGGCACAGCAUUUACGGCAAUUGUGUACUUCUCUGGUUCCAGGCCCCAAGGGAGUCAGGGUGAACCAUUUAAUA
Messenger RNA from Dryobates pubescens (Downy woodpecker), 1481 nucleotides. RefSeq names its product X-ray repair cross complementing 3 (gene XRCC3). Gene Ontology annotation, molecular function: ATP binding; four-way junction DNA binding; ATP-dependent DNA damage sensor activity. Bases 41 to 1084 code for a protein of 347 amino acids. Gene Ontology annotation, cellular component: Rad51C-XRCC3 complex; replication fork. The transcript is spliced from 7 exons. NCBI's taxonomy places the organism in Eukaryota, Metazoa, Chordata, Aves, Piciformes, Picidae. The record is from RefSeq and is a predicted model, not a curated record. Gene Ontology annotation, biological process: double-strand break repair via synthesis-dependent strand annealing; resolution of mitotic recombination intermediates; telomere maintenance via recombination.